AGUACAAUGAUCCAGUCAAUUAUCUCUGCGGUCACUGGCGAGAAGUCAGAUCCUAGCGAUCUGCAGCUUGCAAACUAUAAAAAAUCAAAUAACCCGAAAGUGAUCAACAUGUCGAAUGGCUGUCCGAUCUAUGAUAAGAGAAAUUCACUUACUGUUGGACCACGUGGCCCACAGCUCAUGGAGGAUAUCGUUUAUCUUGACGAAAUUACCCAUUUCGAUCGUGAACGAAUUCCAGAGCGAGUUGUGCAUGCCAAAGGAGCAGGAGCUCAUGGCUAUUUCCAAGUUACCCACGACAUCACCAAGUAUACCAAAGCAAAUUUAUUCAACCAAAUCGGCAAGAAAACACCAGUUUUCAUGCGACUCUCCACUGUUGCCCUCGAAUCCGGAUCCGCUGAUACCGUUAGGGAUCCACGUGGAUUUGCUAUCAAGUUUUACACAGAAGAGGGCAACUGGGAUUUGGUUGCCAACAACACCCCAAUCUUCUUCGUUCGUGAUCCGCUCCAAUUUCCAAACUUUAUCCAUGUUCUGAAAAGAAAUCCACAAACCCAUCUGAGGGACAUGAAUGCGCUCUUUGAUUUCUGGGCUAGUCAUCCGGAAAGCACUCAUCAGGUGAUGUUCCUGAUGUCUGAUCGAGGAACUCCUGACGGCUUUCGUCAUAUGCAUGGAUAUGGAUCGCAUGCAUUCAAGCUGAUCAACGCUAAUGAUGAAGCAGUUUGGUGCAAAUUCCAUUUUUUGACAGACAAUGUCAAGAACCUCAUGGCAGAGGAUGCUAGACGUUUAGCAGGAGAAGAUCCGGAUUACUCUGUCCGAGACUUGUACAACGCCAUUGACAAAGGGGAUUAUCCAGAGUGGACCCUUCACAUCCAGGUGAUGACACUGGAGCAAGCCGAUAACUGGACAAUGGAUCCAUUCGAUCUUACUAAGAUUUGGCCACAUGCAGAGUUUCCUCUCAUUCCUGUUGGCAAAUUGGUCCUGAAUAGAAAUCCGGAGAAUUACUUUGCGGAGGUUGAGCAAGCAGCAUUCUCCCCAUCUCAUCUCGUCCCCGGAAUUGGCUUCUCCCCGGAUAAAAUGCUCCAGGGACGCAUACUCUCCUAUGUGGAUACUCAGUAUCAUCGACUCGGUCCCAAUCACAAACAAAUCCCAAUCAAUUGCCCAUAUCGUGCUCGUCCCCAAAACACACAACGUGAUGGUCUCAUGACCAUCGACAGCCAAGGUAACGCCCCAUCCUACUUCCCGGACAGUUUCAACGGGCAUGUCGAGCACAAGGAGAGAAUAGAACAUGUGUACAAUUUGCAUGGACAAGUAAAUCGUCAUGCUCCAAAUACAGAUGACGAUUUUGUGCAGCCAAGAGAGUACUGGAGACGGGUCUUGAAAGAGGAUGAACGAGAACGAUUGGUUCAAAACACUGCCGGUAUGCUGAAAGACGCCGCAUCAGUCGUUCAAGAACGAUUCCUCGAGAAUACGUACGCGAAGGUUGAUCCUGAUCUUGCUAGCAGAGUGAAGAAAGCGGUUGCAGCAUUGAUUUCCGCUAAAGUGGAAUUAGCUCACUCGAAUGUUUGAUGGCUAGCACGGAUGAAUCAUUUCUUUUUCUUUCCUGUAACAUAUGUAUACU
This is a messenger RNA of Cylicocyclus nassatus, 1612 nucleotides long. The record is from the annotation of a GenBank genome assembly. NCBI's taxonomy places the organism in Eukaryota, Metazoa, Nematoda, Chromadorea, Rhabditida, Strongylidae.